GUUUGCUACGUUUCACUCGUAGAAAAAUAGUUGUAUUUAAAUUUUGUAUGGAGGCACAAUUAUCUUAAGUUUCUUUAUUUAUCUUGUAAAGCUAAAUUUUUCUUUAGCUCAUCUUUGUAUUAUGGAGAUGGCUUCAUCGGAUGUCGCUCGUCAGGGGGAAAAAAAUGCCCGGCCACUGUCAUUGUCUGGUCAUGUUGGCUUUGAUAGCUUGCCACAUCAGUUGGUCAACAAAUCAACAUGUCAGGGGUUCUGCUUCAAUAUCCUGUGUAUUGGUGAAACAGGUAUCGGUAAAUCCACCCUGAUGGACACAUUGUUUAACACUAACUUUGAGAACUUUGAGUCUUCCCACUUCGAGCCGAAGGUAAAGCUCAGAGCUCAGACCUACGAUCUGCAAGAGAGCAACGUGCGUCUGAAGUUGACCAUUGUCAACACAGUGGGCUUUGGAGACCAGAUGAACAAGCAGGAGAGCUAUCAGCAUGUGGUGGACUACAUCGACACCCAGUUUGAGUCAUAUCUACAGGAAGAGCUGAAGAUUAAGCGCUCCCUGCAUAACUACCACGACUCGCGCAUCCACGCCUGUCUGUACUUCAUCGCCCCCUCAGGACACUCGCUCAAAUCACUGGACCUCGUCACCAUGAAGAAGCUGGACAGCAAAGUCAACAUCAUUCCAGUCAUUGCCAAAGCAGACACCAUCUCUAAGAGUGAGCUCCACAAGUUCAAGAUCAAGAUCAUGAGUGAGUUGGUCAGUAAUGGUGUCCAGAUCUAUCAGUUCCCUGUGGACGACGAGACCGUCUCCAAGAUCAACACCGCAAUGAAUGGUAUCCUGCCCUUUGCUGUGGUGGGGAGCACAGAGGAGGUGAAGAUUGGAAAUAAAAUGGUGAAAGCUCGCCAGUACCCCUGGGGCGUGGUGCAAGUGGAAAACGAGAACCACUGUGACUUUGUGAAGCUGAGGGAGAUGCUGAUCUGUGUGAACAUGGAGGACCUGAGGGAGCAGACUCACACGCGCCACUACGAGCUCUACCGCCGCUGCAAGCUGGAGGAGAUGGGCUUCAAAGACACCGACCCGGAAAGCAAACCAGUCAGUCUGCAGGAGACCUAUGAGGCCAAGCGCCAGGAGUUCCUAGGGGACCUGCAGCGGAGAGAGGAGGAGAUGAGGCAGAUGUUUGUCCAGCGAGUUAAGGAGAAGGAGACUGAGCUGAAGGAGGCCGAGAGAGAGUUGCAAGGCAAGUUUGAGCAGCUCAAGAGGCUGCACCAGGAGGAGAAGGCCAAGCUGGAUGAGAAGAGGAGGUCCCUUGAGGACGAGAUGAACACCUUCAGCAAGAAGAAAGCAGCCGCCGAACUGCUCCAAGGCCAGUCCUUCAACAGCAACACCAACCUGAAGAAGGACAAGGACCGCAAAAAUUCUGGGUUCAUGUGAAGAAAUGGAAUGGCCAAAGAACUCGGACCACACUAAGAAGAAAACCAUAAUCGUUUUUUCCUUGUCUGUUUUACUAUCCAAACUAUACACCUGGUUAGGUCAAACACGUCUAUGUUAUGUUAGCUUUAUUUAUCUUAAUCUAAAUAUCUGUAUCCUAAUAUGCAUGGAUUAUUUGUAAACGUAUGUAUUCGUAUUACUCUUUGCUACAACAGCUAGAGGGCGCCAAAUGAUCAAAGUCUGCUUUGUAUGUAGUUGUUGUGUUUUUUCACACCGUGCUGAAAUCUCAUUGAUGUUGAAUACCAGCCCACAUGAGGAGGCUCAGAAGUAAAAAGGUGCUUAUGGUAUUAACUGCCUUUGUGUUUGGUUUGAAUAGGCUGCACUCCACCUUCGAGUCAGGUUUUCAAGUAACAAACAUGCUAACUCAGUUUCUCAGCUGGUAGAAGAUUGCUUUGGCAUGGCCUUAUAGUAUAAUUUUCACUACUGCCUUGUACCACCUCGCCUCAUAGAAGAUUCAUGUGAAUUGAGUGUUGUGCUAAUAUUCCAGUAAUGUUACACUUGUUAUAUAUAUAUAUUCUUCCUGUGCCUUACUUCUGUCUGUGCCUUAUAUCAAUUUACAAACACUAAAAUAUGUGUUUUUAACCAAAUGAUCUCCAAAUUAAACACUAAACAUGGUAGAUUUUGACAUAAAGGUCAUGAUGUUAUGUGGCUGCAGUAUUAUGGUGUUAGUAAAACUAGAAAUGGGAGGAUAGCCUCUGAAGAAAAUAAAUAAUCAAGUGUUACAAUUUAGGAUUUUUUUAAAACUAAAUAUAUUUUUGUACACAGUUUUUACGAGCUUAAAUAAAAUUAAAUGUUGUUCCUAUGCA
Messenger RNA from Osmerus eperlanus (European smelt), 2280 nucleotides. RefSeq names its product septin-10-like. Bases 122 to 1417 code for a protein of 431 amino acids. Gene Ontology annotation, molecular function: GTP binding; molecular adaptor activity; GTPase activity. Gene Ontology annotation, biological process: intracellular protein localization; cytoskeleton-dependent cytokinesis. Lineage: Eukaryota; Metazoa; Chordata; Actinopteri; Osmeriformes; Osmeridae. The record is from RefSeq and is a predicted model, not a curated record. The transcript is spliced from 10 exons. Gene Ontology annotation, cellular component: microtubule cytoskeleton; cell division site; septin complex.